Molecule: messenger RNA, 1965 nt
Organism: Aureobasidium pullulans EXF-150
Lineage: Eukaryota; Fungi; Ascomycota; Dothideomycetes; Dothideales; Saccotheciaceae
Exons: 7
Coding region: 313-1818 (501 amino acids)
Biological process (GO): transmembrane transport; metal ion transport
Cellular component (GO): membrane
Molecular function (GO): metal ion transmembrane transporter activity
Source: RefSeq, a predicted model, not a curated record
UUCUUUUCAUGAUUUCGCUACCCCUCCCUCUAGAAGAAUCUCGCAAGAGUUAUAGGAAGCUGAUUAGCAGCGCCGGAGAAAAGUGAUAUGGUGGCUCCUCAAGGCUCAAAGGAUUCGAAGUUUCAGCCACGCCUGCGGGGGCGGCUAACUUGCAUAUACUAGGGCUCAGCCUUCAUGCACCUAUAUCAUGCAAGCAGGCGGUCUGAGAGCUGAACCCCAACAUAAGAUGACUUCAGCUUCCUCCUAAUCUUGCGCUUUGUCAGACACUCUUGUUGCAAUAUCAUUGAUGUGACCGACGUUGCUUUGGAAAAUAUGUCUAUUCCUCCAUCGUCUCAGUCAGGCUCUUCUAUAAAACCAGUCUCAUUCCCUGAUCCGAAGGCACUCGUGUAUGACAGAGGAGUCUGUAAAUGGAAUAUAGUGGGCGACUCUCCUUUGGAUGUACUCAAGUCCAAGAAUGAAGCAUGCAUAAUUUUCACCCAGAUUGGAAGGUUUACCAAAGAUGCCAACCAACAGAAGGAGCUGUCAAAAUGGUUCCCACCUAUACCAGAUAUGUUUUGGUCGGAAACUGGUGUGAAACACAAUGGGUUCUUUGGUUGUCAUACUUCCACCAUACCUGCCCCAAAGUUGCCGAUCCACACUGCGGACGCUGCCACUACAAGACAAGAAACACCAAACCCAAUUGAUGCUUCUGGCCAAAAGAGCACUUGGACGUCAAGUACGACCUUGACAUCUGAUAACGAGGCCACUUCUCCCGACCCAACCCUAGGCUUCGAUAUCCAAACCACCUGGACGUAUUUCCGUCUCAUCGUCAAGAUUUUAUUGACGGAACCACUCGCAGAUGGCACUCUUCCAGAGGGCGAGAUAAAGUAUGGCUGGGCUGAGAUGGCAUUCCUCAGUUUUUCAAACGCACGCAGAACCGUGAUGAUUUGCUUCGACAUGCCGGACGAUGUUCCUGGAACCUUGCUGAAAACUCUCCCUGAGGGUCUCCAUGACUUCGAUGGACCAUUCGGGUUGCACAUACCAGUGCUAGAGCGACUGGUCAAGCUUUACGACAAGAGUAUCUGGGGUAUGGCGAAGACAGUCAGAGCAUUUGAGAAACAACGGGAAAAAGACUCGAAACCAAAAGAAUCGAAACCGGGUGCCUCUAGCCCGCAAGACUCUACUAAGCCUGACACACCGUCUGUUACCUCCGGUGCUCCUGGCCCAGUGAUUCCCGAUCCCUCCGACCCUCAAGAAGCAAGAGCUCAAUUCCAGCGUCUUUUCGCCAUAUCUCGUCACAUAACUCAUUCUGUCGAGACCGUUCAAGUCGCUGCCGAGGUCCUGGAGCAAAUGAAGUUGGAAUGCAAGCUACUCCUGGAAGUCGAUCUACAAGGGAGACUGCAAAAAUUGAAAUGGUUGCAGAGUAUGCUAAAAGGCCUGUCGGCACGCUCGAUAUCGAAUGAGAAGAGAUUGGCGAGCGAGCAAACAUUGCUCUCAAACAUGAUAUCUCAACGCGACAGCGAGGAAACGAAAAAGCUUUCCAUCUCUAGCGGGGAGAUCGCAGUGGCUACGGCUGUGGACAGUGAGGCUAUGAAGUCCAUCGCGUUGGUUACGAUGACGUUCUUGCCUGCGACGUUUGUUACUGCGUUUCUCGGCAUGAACUUCUUCACCGUCAACUCAGAGAAGCCAGAAGGACACCUGAAGUCGUCAAAGGACGUGUGGAUCUUCUUCGCCGUUGCUGUACCACUGACUAUCGUGGUGUUAUUACUGUAUCGGUGGUGGCAGAUCAGGAGAGCGAAUCGUAAAGGCGAUAUUGAGAAAGGUGGAAAGGAACUCUGAUAAACAUAAAACAUGUCUGGAAUGUGAACAUGGAUUGGGGUUUCCUCGGACGAGGAAGAUGUUACUGUAUCUUAGACUGGAAGGAUGUUGGGCUAGUACGAGGAAGGAGUUAAAGCCUUUUUUGAAUUUCCUACCACGUCUACUCCC